Molecule: messenger RNA, 2184 nt
Organism: Exophiala viscosa
Lineage: Eukaryota; Fungi; Ascomycota; Eurotiomycetes; Chaetothyriales; Herpotrichiellaceae
Exons: 2
Coding region: 347-1852 (501 amino acids)
Biological process (GO): regulation of DNA-templated transcription
Molecular function (GO): zinc ion binding; DNA-binding transcription factor activity, RNA polymerase II-specific
Source: RefSeq, a predicted model, not a curated record
CAAGGCCAAGUAGACCCUGAAGCCACACUUACGGGCGUAGAGUGUUUAUUUACAGGCAUUCCACCUCCGCAUUUCCAGGCUCCGGCUCUCGCAACUUCAAUCCCAAAUCGGGAAUAGGCCUUAAUCGCCGAGCCUCGAGCAAACAACCUCUGUGGCGUCGAUUUCGGACCAAGCAUGUCACUGGGAAGGGAAGUCUUGACGUACACGAAGCAGGCUGUGGAAAGGAAUUGCUUCUAUCAUACUAUGAGUGAACGGCGGGAGCAAUGCUCUGAAGCUAUUCAAGGGCGGCCUUUGCGCCUUUUGGCGACAACAAGGUCUCCCUCAAUUCUUCCAUCUGCAACGAACUAUGGUCGGCAUACCAGGAAGAUCGGAAGGCUGCACUACAUGCAGGCGAAGGAAAGUGCGGUGUGAUCUUGCGAAACCCUCAUGUCAAAGAUGCACCUCUUCACAGAGACAGUGCGAAGGUUACGAGAAGUACCCAGUCUUUAUCAACCGCGGCCAACAAGGGCUGCAGAAGCGUAAGCGCCUCGAGGAAGCAAGGCCAGCACAAUCCAGGCACACCGAAAUGAUAGCGCCCGCUGUAACAUCUCCCCACAAGCAACCUUCAAUGGCGUCUUCGCCUCCAUGCAGGUACCUCCUUGAAGAUCAGUGUAUCUCAGUCUUCUGGGAUGGCUUCUCAGCCAGAUCAGUCACAGAUUCGAGACCGGCAUCAGAUCCAGCCUGGUUGCACCAUAUCCUUAACAUUUCAUCUCCAGUGGACACCUUACGACAGACACUGCUAUCCUUGGCGUACACUCGCCUUGGUAGGUUGAACGAUGACCCAGCAGCCGUCCUUCGAGGCCAACAAGUGUAUGGCCAAGCCCUGAAAACAAUGCAGCAGGCUCUUUACGAUCCGCAUUGGUCGCGACACGACGAGACUCUAGCCGCCGCACGAUGCAUGGUCUUAUAUGAAUCUUUCGAGUCGACCUCGGAGAGCAUGACCUCUUGGUUCAACCAAAUCGGCGGAGUGGCGCAGAUCAUCGAGCUCCGCGGCCCUCAGAAUCAUCGCAGACCACUUCAGCGGACCAUUCUCGAAUCGAUGAGGUACAAUGUCAUGAUUGCCUGCACGAUGCGUAGAAAAGACUCCUUCUUCGCCCAGCAUCAGUGGCUGACCGAGCCCUGGAGAGACGACAUCAAGAACCUCGAACAAAGAUACAUUGAUCAGGGGUUCGUGCUGGCAAGCAUGCUGGAGAGAUCAGACGCCCUGUCGCAACGGAAUUCUUGUGAUGAGUUUUCAACACGACGAGCCGUCGUCGACAUAUUGCGCCGACUCUUGGACGGUCUCUCAAACUUACAAGCUCUGAGUCAAGAACUUGCAGAAGUCGAAGCUCAAUAUGCACGCUCAAAACCAGCAGGGUACAAUGUGAAGGAAUUGUGCACUCCUCAGACCGGAGAGGUUACAAUUGCCGUAGCAUCAGCCACAAUCAUGGCGCUCGAGUUGUCCUACGCUACGCUUGCAGCAGCUUUGGUCAGCCGCUACACUAGCAAGCUACAGCUCGACCACGACGACAGCAGCAUCUUGGCUGGCAUUAGGCCAUAUCUGGACCAGAGCCGCAGAUUGACUCUGUCGAGGCAACUUCUCCAAGAUCUGGAGACCUGCCUAGAAGGAAGGAAUCUUGACUUCACAAGAGGCAGAUUGAUACUCCCGUUGAAUGUUGUCCGGUGGGAGCUCAGAGAGUAUCCGGAGGAUAGUGCUAAAAUCGGGGAGCUUUUCGACUUUGCAACAGCCAAGGGCAAGUAUCGUAUUGCUCGGAGCGUUCUGAAAGCGGGUACAUCACCACUGCCGGACAUUGUGCUCAAUGCAAAGAAGUAGUUGUGAGAAGGAUGUAGAUAGAAAAGAUUCGUGCCACAAAUAUGUGGCUCCAUUGUAUUACUUGGCCGUGUCUGUGGUUCCUCGUAUCAUGAGUAACUGAUAGAGAAGGUUCGGCCUUGCGCCCUUAUGCUCGACAUGUUCGUCCAUGAACAACACCAAGAAAACAAGAUCAAUAGAGAAACAGUAGAGAUCAGUAGGGACUUAGUAACACUAGUAGAUUCGUAAGGACUCAGCGAAGGAUCACUAAUGGUUGCUAAGGGGUCGAUAAGGGAUUAUUGAAGACUUAGUAGAGUAGAAUUAGGGCUUCAAAUACAGUGCUCUUGGUGACGACC